UGGGCGCUCACCUCCACAGCAGCUUCCUUGAUCCCUGCCACACACAACUGAACGCCGACAGCACCCGCCUCACCAUGAAGCUGCUGAUUGUCCUCAUGCUGACGGCCCUCCCUCUGUACUGCUAUGCAGGUUCUGGCUGCCAACUGCUGGAGUUUUUGGUUGACAAGGCCUUUGAUCCUGAAGUGUCUGUAUCAGAAUUCCAGGAAUAUCUACAAGAGUUCAUAGACGGUGAUAACAGUGCACAGGCUGCAGCGGAACUCAAACAGUGUUUCCUCAACCAAUCAAACAAAACUCUGCACAAUUUUGGAGUGAUUAUGACUAGGAAAUUCCCGGGCGGAGGUGCUCCACGGUCGUCAGCGCGGCUGUUUCGGCCGGUGCCGCUGCUGUGCCCCGCGCGGCUGCUUUGUCGGUGCCCCAGAGCAGCGGUUCUCCGUACAAAAUACACUGGUCCGGUGCGCUUUUGGCUGGCGAUUGGAGCCACGGGAAGUCGCCCAUACGCUGGUUCAAAAAGGGGACUGAGCAGAGAACCAGGACAGUAG
Molecule: messenger RNA, 539 nt
Organism: Sapajus apella (tufted capuchin)
Lineage: Eukaryota; Metazoa; Chordata; Mammalia; Primates; Cebidae
Product: mammaglobin-B-like
Exons: 3
Coding region: 75-539 (154 amino acids)
Biological process (GO): androgen receptor signaling pathway
Source: RefSeq, a predicted model, not a curated record